Acytostelium subglobosum LB1 is the source of this 3276-nucleotide messenger RNA. RefSeq lists its product as hypothetical. The transcript is spliced from 7 exons. Gene Ontology annotation, cellular component: nuclear pore. Gene Ontology annotation, biological process: ribosomal small subunit export from nucleus; ribosomal large subunit export from nucleus; protein import into nucleus. NCBI's taxonomy places the organism in Eukaryota, Evosea, Eumycetozoa, Acytosteliales, Acytosteliaceae. Gene Ontology annotation, molecular function: structural constituent of nuclear pore. The record is from RefSeq and is a predicted model, not a curated record. Bases 1 to 3276 code for a protein of 1091 amino acids.
AUGGCACAUGACGAAUUGGAUGAACAUCACUCUGCCAACUCUAGGGCAGGUCCAGCAAUGGCAUUACAACAAUCUAUUAUACCUCCUCCACCAAUGCCAGAACCAACAAAGAAGAAGGCAACGACAAUGUUUGCAAAGAAGUUGUCAGAGUUGGCCAGAAAGAAAUCACAUGCAUCAAAGGAGAUUGUUCUGGUCAGCAGCAAGAAUAGUGUCCAAAGCGAUAUUAGUAUAGAUGAUUCAAUGAGGAUGGGCGAGUCGCCAGAGGAGGUCAAGAGGGAGUCCUCUUCGAGCCACACUGCCACCGAGGAAGAUGGAUUCGCAAGCGAUUUGUUCGAGUCCUCCUCCCAGAUGAGUGAUGCUCAAUCUCAAGAAUCAAUGUCCUCCUCAUACGCUCCAACAAUCUCCACAACAUCAACUGCUGACAAUGCCAUUGGUCAAUCAUCCAUAUCAUCCUCAUUAUUGGCUAAUACAUUCGACAUUGGCACAAUGAACAACAACAAUGAGAUUGUUUCAUUGGAUAAACAACCUCAACAUUUCUCGACAAGACCAAUUAACAAUUCAUCAUCUGAACUGCCUUUCUUCCAACCUUAUGAUCCAAUGCUUGAGAAGAAGUCAAUAUUCAAUCGAUCAGUAACGGAGAACUUUGACCGCGUGGCAUUGGACGAUGAUGCUCAGAGAUUUGCCAGGGCAACAUCGACAACAACAACAUCUUCCUCAAUCUCAAAUCCAUCACAUCAUACAUCGCUGACAGUGGCAUCGUCUCAGGCCGAGGCCCAGAUUGGUGAGGUGCCAAUGGUCGAGGUGGAUAUCAUACCCGAGGUUGGUGCCAAUGGUGCCGAAGAGGAACUAGUAGAGGAAAGACCGCCCCGUAGAGUAGACAACUUCCCUGUGUUUCUCUGCUUAAUGAAGUUAAGGGAGAUAAUAUCAUUAUUAUCUUCUAAUCCCGUGUUCUUGAAACAACAACAACAACAACAACUUCAGCAACAACAACAAUCAACAUCAGAUACAUGUUUCAAACCAAAGAACUUGAUUGCUAUUAGUAAUCAAUACCUUGAGAUAUACUAUCUCUCACCAUUAACCAGACAUCUCUAUGUGAUAAGGAUUGAAUCCGAUGUCGAUAAGAUACAGACAGUACAUGUACAAGAACUAUCACUCAAGAUAGACUUUGAUGUAUAUCAGAUAAAGUUGAAUGAUAAUGACAGGUAUUUGUGUUUGGUUGGCAACAUCAAUUGGAUGGUAGUAGACUUGAAUCCAUCGUUGAGAAGCUCAUUCUUUGUGACACAGGAUGAGAGUACUGUUCGUCAUUAUCCUGAUAUCAAGACCAAGGAGUAUCCACCUAUAAAGUGCGACCUGCUACAACUGCAACCCGACGUACUCUCUGUCUCCCACCUCUCCAACUUCAUCCAACAAGCUGAUUGGCAUCCAUUAAGCAGUGCUCAUCUAGUGAUCCUACACUCCACUGGUGAGAUAAAGAUAUACAACAUACAGAACAUUAACUCGAAUGAUGAGAGCGAGUAUGAGCAGUCGUUGCUGUUGACAUCGAUGACUCAGAUUAACUCAAAGGGCGAGACAAAACCGAUUGGUUCUUGCACAUUCAGAUCAUUCUGCUUUGGACCAGCUGUUAACCUUUGGACCAGAUUCAGUAUCUUUGUUAUAAGUGCGACAGGCGACGUGUACUGUCUGUGUCCAGUCAUCCCAAAUGGAUGUCUGAUCGACUCGUCUCUUUACAGUGAUCUACAGGCCAGUGUUGUUAGACAGCGCGAACAGUCAAUCAAACAGAAGAACACAUCAUUGACCAACUACUGCGAUGCCCAACUCAAGUGGCUGGCGGGCAGCAUGAAUGUCAACUCGCUCAACUUUGACAACUCGACCAAGUGGAUGCGAUAUAAGCAAACGAACAAUCUGGCACAGAUGCAGGUCGCCUUGCAAGGACCACUGGUCUACGAGCGUCUAAAGGAUGUGCAAUCAUACUCAAUUCAUUCAAACCAUCCACGUGUGGCACAUCUGGUCUCCAACAACUGUGAUGAUCAACUAAUGAUCACACCAUUCACUCUGUUAAUCCUACAUACCAAUGGUCAAGUAGUUGUCACACUAUCCUGUCAAGACACCAUCCCUCUGUGGGCCAACAACAAGUCCCGUCCAUCAAAGUUCGACCAAGACACAUGCAGGUACAUGGACUUGAUCACUUAUGAGAUCUUGGACACAAGCAUUCCACAACGAUAUCAACAACCACCGAAACAAACCAAACACUAUACUUCAUUCACAUACCCGUCAAUGAUCAAUGACCCUUUGACCGACUCUGUCUACCUCUAUCAUAACAAUGGAGUACAAUGCGUUCAAUUCCCUUGGUUGACGCCAUUAUUCAAAUCAAUCAACAACAUCAAGUCCGAACAACAACAACAACAUAGUUCAUCAUCAAUAAUCGUCAAUGUCAUUGAGACCAACCCAGUGUCAUCUACAUCGGGUUCUGCGACGGAGCCAGCGCCUGUCAUAUGCCUUGGUGUACUGAGCAACAUCAGAGUUGGCUCAUAUCUCAUUGCCCUGUCCAACAGGAAGCAGUCUGGUCCAAUAAUCUUUGACCUGGAUGGUUUGUCACAUAGUCCAAUACUUCCAAAUGAUCAAGAUGUCGAUUCAUCAGCUGAUGCCAACCAGCUUCUUACAUCACCUCUGAAAGAGCAAUUGAGGAAGUUCCCCAGUCCCAUACCCAAGUUACAAGUGCCAGCCAACCUAUCACUCGUUGACACUUUGGCAUUCAUCGCUCAGAUCAAGGACUAUCAAUACAAGUAUCUCGUGGCACUGCACACAUUGGAGUCUACUGUCGAGUCAAGAUUGAAAUCACUCACAACAAUUACAAAGGAACAACAGAGCACAUUGAUGGAGUUGAGAACUAAUAUUGUGGACAUUCGUAGUAAACAGAAUCAAUUGAGGGAAAAGGUGACGACAGCAUGGAAAGUACAGGAAGAGUACAAUGAUCGCAUUAUCGACUUGGCAAUGUCAUGCAACAAGGACAUGCCACUAUCUAUCCAAGAGAAGGAGCUCAGGACUGAGCUACAAACUAUCGCCAACAAAAUUCAUAUUUACAAAGAGAAGCUUAGCUAUUUUGAGCAACAUGUCAAGGGCAAGCCACAGGUCCAUUACUCAAAAGAACCAAUCCCAUCUGAAGAUCAAGGAAAGAUCCAGAUUCUACUCAAGGAGCACUCAAAGAAGAUUGAAGAUUCAAGGGAAUUGUUUGAUAAAUUGUCCAGCAAUGUCCAAGAGCUUAAGCUCGAAUGGUAA